Molecule: messenger RNA, 4090 nt
Organism: Triplophysa dalaica
Lineage: Eukaryota; Metazoa; Chordata; Actinopteri; Cypriniformes; Nemacheilidae
Product: BAR_ACAPs and ArfGap_ACAP domain-containing protein
Exons: 22
Coding region: 338-2455 (705 amino acids)
Cellular component (GO): cytoplasm
Molecular function (GO): GTPase activator activity; protein binding
Source: RefSeq, a predicted model, not a curated record
UCGGAGCAGUAUGAACAAACACAUACGCAGCUGUCAGCGCAAAUAGGGCGAGUUCACACCGAUGCAGGUGCGGUAUUUUAAUACAAUGACCGAAUGACACGCAUUGUUGUCGCUGCAUGUUGCACAAGUGAUGCAUUUUUCCGCAGGUGAAUUGUUUUAUUAACGCACUGACAGCGAUGCUGAUGAGGGAAUAUGAGAUAACGGUUCACACUGAUGCCUCUCUGGCCGCACUCGUGCAUUAUUUAUCUGCAGCUCUGACAGUGUUGUAGUUCAUGACAACGAUUGUGUAAAUACUGAGGACAGAGUCAAAGCCUGAGCAUAGAGUCAAAGCCUGAGCAUGGACACUUUGCUGGACUUUGAGGAGUGCAUCAGAGACUCACCUGCCUUCAGGCAGUCUCUGGACCGGUGUGAGAAUGACUUCACUGAACUGGAGAAUCGCGUGGAGAAAGUGAUGAAGUUGUGCGGUCAGAUGGUGGAGGCAGGACAGAGCUACACCAACUGUAAUCAGCUCUUUCUGUCUGCGCUGUCCGAGUUUAUGGUGUAUCAUAAGAGCGACGGUGUUAUUCUGAACUGUCUACGUCAGUUUAACCAGGGCCUCCAGGAAAUGAUCCAGUUUCAGACCAUGCUGUUUGAUCAAACCCAGAGAGCCAUUACACAACAACUCACAAACCUCCUGUCACGAUUUGUACCACAGAUUCGAGACAGUCGGCGUGAGUUCGUCCGGAUAGGAGAUGAUCUUGAGGCCGCGGUUUUGAAAAAUACUCAGGUCAGCAGACAUAAACCCGCAGACGCAGAGAGAGCAACUCAUCUGCUGCUCGCCACAAGAAAGUGCUACCAACACUUUGCCCUGGAUUACUGCUUGCAGAUGAAUAACUUCAAAGUCCAACAGAAGCUGGAUGUUCUGAACUCGGUCUUCUCCUAUUUUCACGCUCAGAACACGUUUUUCCACCAGGGAUUUGACCUGCUGAAAGAUCUCGAGCCCUCUAUGAAAACAAUGGCCUCACAGCUUUCUCAGCUGUCGACUGACUGCACUGUCAAGAGGAAAGAUCUGGAAAACACACACCUGCUCGUUCAACAGAGGGAUGCGUCUGGAGAGGCCGUUAUUGUGUGUAAUCCGUCCGAUGGAGGAACGAUUCAAGGCUACAUAUUUAAACGCUCACGCAAGAAGAACAAGACCUGGAAGAGGUGUUGGUUUUCUACUGAAAAUAAUCAGUUAAUCUACUCCAAAUCACACAAGGUGCAGGAAGUCGUCCUGUUUGAUGAUCUGCGUCUGUGUGCUGUGAAAUCUCUGGAUGCCAUCGAUCGCCGUUUCUGUUUUGAGCUGCUGUCAGUGCAGAAGUGCUGUGUGCUACAGGCGGAUACUGAGGAGCUGAAGCUGGCGUGGAUAAACGCUGUUCAGGGUUGUAUAGACAUGGCAUACCGUGAUCAAGUAGCCAAUCAAAACACUCAGGUAAAGAAGAACUCCACCCCUGUCCCCAUUCUAAAACCCCCCUCUCACGCCCCUGCUCUGGGCGUGGCUCUCCAGGGCAACGGUAACAGGCGCUGCUGUGACUGCGGGGAGGCGGAGCCACGGUGGGCCAGCCUUAAUCUAGGCAUCACCAUGUGUAUCGAGUGCUCGGGCAUCCACAGGAGUCUCGGGGUUCAUCUGUCCAAAGUUCGCUCUCUUACUCUUGAUUCGUGGGAGCCUGAACAGGUCAAGCUGCAGUGCAUUCUGGGUAAUGAUGUUAUUAAUAGCAUUUAUGAGUGUAACCCAGUGGAUGGACUACAGAAGCCCAGUCCAAACAGUUCGCGGCAUGAUAAGGAGCAAUGGAUCAGAUUUAAGUAUGUGGAGAAGAGAUUUGUCAAACAUCAGUCUGAUUCUGCUGAUGCUGAGACAGCCAAGCUACGAGCCGGGGAGAAGCUGUACCAGGCGUCGCUAAGCGGUGAUCUUGUUGCCAUGGCGAAAGCGUUGGCGGAUGGUGCGGAAGUGAACUGGAGUAACCCUGAACAAGAAGGACGAACGGCUCUGAUUGGUUCAGCCAUUGGGGGCUCACUGUUGGCGUGUGAGUUUUUAUUGCAGAACGGCGCUAAGGUGAAUCUAAGAGAUCAGCACGGACAGGGCGCUUUACACGCCGCUGCCACCUAUGGACACACGGGACAGGUGUGUCUGUUGCUCAAGCGAGGAGCAAAUCAGUACGCAGCUGAUGAAAAAGGAAACGAUCCGCUCAGUAUCGCUGUAGAAACGGCUCAGGCUGACAUUGUCACUUUGUUAAGAAUGGCACGAAUGAACGAGGAAAUGAGAGAUUCAGAGGGAUUUUUCGGUUCUGUGGGAGACGAUGAGACAUUCCAGGAUAUUUUCCGUGACUUCAGUAACAUGGCGUCACAUGACCCGGAGAAGCUCUCUCGUCGUCAGUUCACACGCAGCGCUGAGGAUGGAGCGGUAAAUAAGCAGGAAGAUGAAGGAGAGGAGAAAUAGACAUCCACUGAGUUUCAUGGGUCACGUGUCUGCUGAGGUCAGAGGUCACGCUGCUGUACUGUGGACCAGGUGGGAGAAAACACAGGAUUAUAAAGGGAAACUUUAAUGUUAGAAUUAUUUAAAACUAAAGUCUAUUCAGAAUCUCUUGAAGAGAUGCUAAAUUUAACCACUGAGUAUGUUUACAGUAUACGUGACAUCACUAACGCUCAGUAUUGAAGAUUUUUUUAAUGGUCCACAUCAUUACAUGCAUAUUUUGGCCUGAAUUGACUGUUUCUCCUGACUGUGUAUUACUGAAACUGUACACAAAUAUUUUUUACUGAAUGGUUUUAUAUUGCACUGCAGUAAAAUCUUGGUUCUUACUUAUCCUACACUGAACAUUUGCUGUUACGCUUAAAGCAGAAUUUACAAUACCAAUUUCUGGAAACACAGUGAAAAUUUUAUAAACUUACACUACCAGCUAGAGGUUUGGACACCCUUGAGUGUUUCUUAUGGUUUUAAGAACCUUUUUUUCUAGUGUGACAUUUUGUAGACAAUAUCAAUUAUAUACUUACAGUAUCUUCACAGCGCUGAAGUUUUAGUAUAAAAUAAACAAGUCUAGUGGAGGUAAAACAGCCAUAUCGUGUCUAGUCUACAUGGAAACAGUGUUGCCAGAUUGGGUGGAUAAUUUCCAGCCCAAAGGCUCACUAAAACCCGCCCACUCCAACAAAACUAGCCCACAUUUUAACUGGCAAGUAUUCUGAAUAUUUUGCAAUGUCAAUCAACGAUGAUAAAGACCAUUUUAUCUCCUUAAACAAAGUAUGACAAGAUAACAAAAUCUAACUACAUAGUAAAGUUUGAGAACAAACUUGAUGUUGAGUUGACAAAGCCUGGCCUGAAGAGUUUUAAAUAGUUUGAAAGGUUUUAGGUGAAACUUUAGGGUUUAGGUCUGUCACCACAUGUGUAAUCCACGUUGUAAGAUUUGAGUUACUCUCCCAUCACCGUCCAACCUUUUGGGCCGCUUUGGCAUUUCGUUUGCUUCAAUAUACAAAAUCUGGUCCUUUAUCACUCCAAAGGCCCCUCCCAUGAGUUAUCACAACUCAAUGGUAGAUUGAUGAUAGGUCUCCCUAUACCAGACCUGAUUGGUUAAACUGAACCAAUAAGCGCUGUGUUAUUUUGAAAUAAAAUGACUAAAUAAAAGCAAAGAAAAGGCAAGCUGCUUGGAGGACAUUUUAAUUUCGUAAGCAACCCAAAUUUUGUCCACCCACACCGUGCAUUUCUCCGGGCUAACCCAUUCAAAAGAAGCCCAAUCUGGCAACACUACAUGGAAACUCCUUUAAUUCUGUUUAAAAGCAUCCCAGGAUUCAUAUCAUGAAGUUGAAUGAAAGAUGUUAUCUAGACACAGUCGCCUACUUUUUUUACAAGCUAUUAAUUUAUUUAAUGUAUUUGGUCAAACCUUUAUGUGUGUUAUUUUCAACAUUUUGAUUUUACUAUUAUGUGGAUAAUAGUGAUAAUAAGAAUGAUUGGGCGUCCAGACAUUUCCCUGGUAGCGUACGUACUGAAUAAAAUGCACAGCUCACUAUAUCUAGAUAUCAGUCUUAAUGUAUGAAAAGGUUGUGUUUUAUGCUAAUGAAUAAAAUAUAAGCUAUUUAACUAUCA